GUCGUCUGCAUGUCCAGCCCACUACUCCGCAGAGGACGAAUAGUUUACAAUCUUAGAGAGAGAAACUAUUUACAUUUUAGAGAGAGAAACUUAGGCAACGAAGGAGCACGAAGACGAACGUACAAUUUUUUUUUUUUUAAAAAUGUCUGGAAAAUCACACACACUCACGCACUGACAUAUACAUGUUUAUGUUUGCAUAAGCUUCUCUAUUUCUGUAUCGAUAUAUAAUCAUAUACACACUCUUGGGAAUGGAAUUUUAUUGCUUCCAUUUCUAGGGCAAAAUUGAGGUACCUACAAAACCCUAGAAUCCGGAGGGAGUGUCCAGGAGGAUCAAUUUUCUACCCUACCUUGCAAUUCUCGGGACCUAUACACAAUCCAGGGGGUGUUAUUCAUGUGUUGAAUAUAUGGAAGAGGGAUACCUGUAGCUAUUUAGAUAGGAAUGCAUGGAUGCAGUUCGGCAUCUGCUUUAAUAGUCCAUGCUGAGGUUGAUUCGAUGGGAGGCGUUGUUGAAGGCGGAGUUGAUGUUGGUGUUGGGACCAAGACUUCUCCGCGACGUAUAGCCAUUGAGAAGGUUCAAGCGGAGCUCAGGCAGGAGUAUGAUGUUCGAGAGGAAAGGAGGAGGGAGUUGGAAUUUCUUGAGAAAGGCGGCAAUCCUUUAGAUUUCAACUGUGGUAAAGCAGCUUCAGUUAGUGUCCAGUCCACUUCUCAGACCGAUCAACAGCCUGAACUCUUUGUGACCAGCGAAGCCAAAGGCAGUUUUGCAUUUACUGCUUCGCCUCAUGGAGAUUCAGUUGAAAGCAGUGGGAGGCCCAGAGCUCAUUCCACUUGUGAACCCAAUAGUGCUGAUAAUCUCAUGUUAUUUGACGGUGAAAAUGAUUUUAUUGAAGGUGAUAGGGUCGCUGCACAGCCCAAUAGGACUAAUGUUGUCUCAACGGAGCAUUUGUCCCAGCGAGAUGGAAAUUCAAAUGCAAAAGAAUUAGGGGAUUCUGCUGCUUUUAGUCUCCCAAGGAAAGCAUAUAAACGUCGAACUCGGCCAAGCCGUGAUGGUGCUCGAUCAAGUUCUACUGAUGCAGUUCUUGCUCGUGGCUCUCAUGGAUCUUCUCUGCCUUUACGCCAUGGUUUGAGAGAGACCAAAGUAUUGGUAUCUGAUUCAGAAAACCAGAAGGAAGAAAAGGUUUCUGCAAACAGUGAUUCAAAGCCUACUAGUUCAAAUGGUGUUAAGGUUUGCAAGAGUGCACCCUCUGAAGGUCAGGUGGAUAUGGAGUUGGACUGUGUAAAGGCAGUAGAAUCAGUUACCAACCUGAUUAAGGGUGACGCACUGGAUGCUGUUGUCAGUUCUAAUGCUUCGGAAAACAUUCAGAAUGACCAAGUUAAUCAACAAUCAGUCUUGGAUGCUCAAAAAUCAGUUUCAAAAGUUGCUUUUGAGGAAACUGGAUCUUUCAAGGGAAAAGAAGAGGCAGUUGAUAUGGGGCUUGAAUGUCAGCCUCAUGUGCCGGUAAUGCAACCUGAGAAUCAAUCUAGUUCUGGUCAAGUGAAUGGAUUCAGCAGCAUCAAGGGAGAUGACAAAAGAAAUGAUGAUCACAACAACAGUGCUUCAUUGGGUACAAAAGUUUUAGAUUCAGAGUCAUCUUGCACCCAAACUAGCCUUAGUUUAGAUGGGAAUAAUGAUACUGAAAUGUGUACUAAUGUAACGAUUAUUGAUUCUAAUGGCAUUGUUAAAGAGCAAACAUCUGUGGUGGAAGGGAAACCAAUAAUAGACGGCGGUCAACUGGUAGAAGAAAAGACAGAGAUUAAAGCAGAUGAUAGUUUUACUUUCGUAAAUGAUGAAUGUAAUUCUGCUCAGCAAUGCCACAAGGAGAAUGGAUAUAUAGAGAAAGCACAGGAAGAAAUAACUGAAGGUAUAUCUGAUUUACAAAAUGAGGAGAAAAAUCGAAGUGGAAAUGAAGUUAGGGAUCAUAUAGUUGAGAGCACAGAAGCAGAUGGCUGUACUGGUUUGGGUUCAGGAACAGAGAAGAGAAUAAUUGUUCUGUUUGGUGUUAACUCAGAUCCCAAGAAUGAAAAUGGUUGCUCUGUAAUACCUCAGGGUUCUGCUGAUUCCUCCAUACCAAAAGUACCUGAGGCUGCUUCACCAGGUAGGGUUUCAAUUGCUGCUUCAGAGGGACAUACAUCUUCUGAUGUCAAUUUCACGGCAACCAAGGCUGAUGAAGACUCAAUCUUGGAAGAGGCUAGGAUUAUAGAGGCUAAGCGUAAUAGGAUUUCUGAGUUAUCUAUGACAAACUUGCCAAUGGAGAAUCGUAGAAAAACUCAGUGGGAUUUUGUAUUGGAGGAAAUGUCAUGGUUGGCCAAUGAUUUUGCUCAGGAGCGCAUUUGGAAGAAAGCUGCUGCUGCGCAAUUAUGUCACCAAGUUGCGUAUAUGUCCCGGUUAAGAUUUCAUGAACAGAAUAAUAGUUGGGAGCUUAAGAAAGUAGCCCACAUCUUAGCAAGAGCUGUCACAGAGUUCUGGCAAUCUGUACAGGAGGAAAAGAAAGUGCAGGAGCUGCAAUGUUCAAGAAAAGAUUGUUCACUUGCUCUACAGGAAUAUGCAGUGAGAUUUCUGAAAUAUACCAGUUCUGAUGUUGCUCAUAGUCAAGCUGAAGCUCCCAUGACUCCAGAUAGGAUUUCGGAUGUAGGAAUCACAGACAUUUCGUGGGAGGACCAUUUGACAGAAGAGAAUUUAUUCUAUACAGUUCUACCUGGGGCUACAGAAACAUAUAGAAGAUCCAUUGCAUCCCAUGUAGUAAAAUAUGAGAAAACUGGCAGUAGCAUACAAGAAGAAGUGGAGACAUCAGCAUAUGAUGCCAUGGCAGAUGCAGACUUUGGAUCUCAGGAAAAUGCAUAUGAAGAGGAUGAAGGAGAAACAAGCACAUAUGAUACAUCAGCAGCCUUUGAAGGUAGCAAAGCAUUAAGAUUUGCUCAGAAGAAGUGGAAAAACUCGAACAAGGCAUACAAUUCAAGAACAUUUGAAGUUGUAGCAGAUUCACCAUUUAUGCAGUGCAUGGAAAAUAAAGCUGUGAAUCAACAACCUGUGCUAAUGGGAAAACGUCCUGCUGGCAGCCUUAAUGUGUCAUUCCCGACAAAACGUGUGCGGACUAAUAACAGGCAGAGAGUUUUGAGUCCCUUUAGUGCUGGAACAUCAGGAUGUGUUCAGAUGACAACUAAGACGGAUGGAUCAAGUGGUGAUACCAACUCAUUCCAGGAUGAUCAGAGUACUCUGCAUGGUGGAUCCCAUUUGCAGAAUAAUAUGGAGGUUGAGUCAGUGGGGGACUUUGAAAAGCAAUUACCAUUUGACUCCACAGAAAUAUCCACUAAAAAUAAAAAGAAGAAGAAACCAAAGCAUCUGGGAUCUGCAUAUGAACAUAGAUGGCCUCUUGACGCCAAUUUUCAGAAUGAGCAGAGAGAGCAUUCCAAGAAGAGAUCAGAGAGUCUUCAGCUUGAAUCAAAUGGUAGCAGUGGUUUGUUUGGACAACACAUAGUGAAGAAACCAAAGAUGAUGAGGCCAUCACUUGAUAAUUCUUUUGACAGUGGUGCCCCAAUUGGUGGGUCUGCUCCUUCUCCAGUUGCCUCUCAAAUCAGUAACCAAAAUAAGUUGAUGAAGAUGUUUAGUAACCGGGAUCGGGGUAGGAAAAACAAAGGUUUGAAGACGCCUGUUAGCCAGUCUGGGUCUGGAAGUCAGUGGAGUCUAUUUGAAGAACAGGCCCUUGUUGUCCUCGUACAUGAUUUGGGUCCUAAUUGGGAGCUUGUAAGUGAUGCCAUAAACAGUACUUUGCAAUUUAAGUGCAUAUUCCGCAAUCCUAAAGAAUGCAAGGAGCGUCAUAAGAUGUUAAUGGACAGGACUGGGGAUGGGGCUGACAGCGCAGAGGAUUCAGGGUCUUCUCAACCUUAUAAUUCCACACUGCCUGGCAUUCCUAAAGGAAGUGCCAGACAAUUAUUUCAGCGUUUGCAGGGGCCAAUGGAAGAGGAUACCCUCAGAUGUCAUUUUGAAAAGAUCAUAAUGAUUGGGCAGAAGCUCCAUCCUCGGAGGAAGCAGAAUGAUAUCCAGGAUCCGAAGCAACUGCAGCCACCUCACGGCUCUCAUUUACUUGCUCUUUCCCAGUUUUGUCCAAAUUAUCCGAGUGGAGAAUCUAUUCCCACACCUCUCGAUCUUUGUGAUGCAACAACACCAAACUCUGAUAUUGUUCCUCUUGGGUACCAAGGCCCACACACCACCGGAUUAGCUAUGGCAAAUCAGGGCUCCAUGGCCCCAAUGCUUAACACUUGUGCUGCUAAUUCAUCGGGGCCAGGGUCCUCCAAUAUGAUUAUUGGCAAUAACUUUUCGUCCUCGCCAGGUCCAAUCAAUGCUUCUGUUAGGGAUGCAAGAUAUGCUGUUCCUAGGUCAGCAUCUUUGUCAGCUGAGGAACAGCAGAGAAUGCAACAGUAUAAUCAGAUGUUUUCUGGUAGAAACAUUCCGCAGCCAAAUUUGUCAUCUCCCGGAGCUCUUCCUGGAAAUGAUCGUGGAGUUCGCAUGCUACCUGGUGGCAAUGCUGGUAUUAACCGAGGCAUGCCAAUUGCGAGGCCUGGAUUUCAAGGAAUUGCAUCAUCAUCUAUGCUUAACUCUGGUAAUAUGAUCCCCUCUGGCAUGGUGGCGAUGCCCUGUCCUGUUAACAUGCACACUGGAGUUGGUUCUGCGCAAGGGAGCUCAACAAGACCUCGCGAUGCUGUACAUAUGAUGAGGCCUAACCAGAAUCAGGACUCUCAGCGGCAAAUGAUGGGGCCCGAGUUUCAGAUGCAAGUGUCACAAGGAAAUAACCAGGGAAUUCCAACGUUUGGUGCAUUGAGUCCCUCUUUUCCAAACCAGACAGCCUCUCCACCUGUCUCAUCGUACACAGUCCAUCAUCAGCAGCCACAUGGGAUGUCUCCUCAACAGCCACAUGUUAUUAAUCCUCAUCAUCCCCAUCUUCCAGGAACCAAUCAUGCCAGCAGUCCGCAGCAACAAGCCUAUGCCAUGCGCUUGGCUAAAGAAAGACAUCUACAGCAGCAGCGUAUUAUGCAGCAGCAGCAGCAACAGUUUGCAUCAUCUAACUCUAUGAUGCCUCAUGUACAGCCACAGACCCAACUUCCCAUCUCAUCUCCACCACCAAAUAAUUCCCAAAUUCAAUCACAGACACCUUCUCCACCAGUAUCACUCUCUCCCGUGACACCAGCCUCUCCCAUGACGUCCUUGCCACAGCACCAGCAGAAGCAUCAGCUGCUGCCUCAUGCUUCAGCCCGGAAUGCUCAAGCUGCAGGCAGUGGUCAUACAAAUCAGGUCAGCAAGCAAAGGCAGCGCCAGCCGCAGCAGCAACAGUUUCAGCAAACUGGCAGGCAUCAUCCUCAGCAGCGACAACAAACUCAGUCUCAACAGCAAGCCAAAGUUUCAAAAGGAGGGAGAGGGAACAUGAUGAUGCAUCAGAAUAUUGCGAUUGAGCCACCACUACUAAAUGGCAUUUCUACAAAUCCUGCAAACCAAUCUGUUGAGAAAGGGGAACAGGCGAUGCAUUUAUCACAAGGUCAGGCAUUAUAUUCUGCGUCUGCAAUAAACCCUGUUCAAUCAAGCAAACCGUUAAAUCUUUCCUCAAACCAGUCCCACCCUCAACAAAAGUUGUAUCCUGGCCAAUCAUCUACUCUGGCAAAGCAUCUCCAGCAGAUACCAUGUCAUUCUGAUACUAUUAAUCAAGGUCAUGUUUCCCCUGUUGCUUCUGGUCCUUUGUCCACAGGUCAUCAGUCAGUUCCACCACAUGUCAUGUCUUCUUCCAAUCACCAACGAUCACAGGUACAGACAAAUCAAAAGUUGGUGAAUCAGAAUCAACCAUCUGCUCAGAGAGUAUUGCAACAGAAUCGCCAUGUAAAUUCUGACCCGUCAACUAAGCUGCAGGGAAGGGAAGCCCAACCCGACCAGCUCUCUACAGCCAACUCAUCUCAUAUGGGUGUUGCCGCAAAAAUGCCCCUGACAUCCACUGAUGCAGCUAAUAUAACUCAGGUUUUCUCUCCUCCCAGUACUCCUCAGUGGAGAGCUUCAGAGCCACUGUAUGAUACUGGUACAUCAAGUCCAGCAAUAAAUUUGGGUUCCAUUGGGACCCCACCAACGAAUUCUGCUGGUAAUGAGCCUUCAUCUCAAGUUGGGCAACCAGGAUUAGGCCUGAGGCAAUCUUCCGGUAACAUGCCUCUGAUCGGACAGGAUGUUAGUUCACAGUGGCAGCAGCAGGGAUCACAGCUGCAAGAACCUGCCUCACCUAUAUCCAAGCAACAGCAACAUCAACAUCAACAUCAACAUCAACAUCAACUGCAAUCCCAACAGCAGCUGCCACACCUGCAUCACUCUCAGCAACAGACACAGCUUGUGGGGAAUAGCAAUAGCUUAUAUGUUAGACCCACCGACUCCAGACUGGAAUGAAUCAAAUUGUGGUAAGCAAUUUUCGUGGUGGGCUGGUCCUGUCCAUGUUGGGUCGGCAUGCCCCAAACAAUUUAGUGUACAGGUGAAGCUCAAGGUUCUGUACGGCAUCACAAGAUGACAUGCGUUGGAGACUAUUAUUUUGAUGUCUGAAGGGUACUGGCAGGGGCUAAUUUUGGGUGUUUUGUAUAUUACUAUUUACCCAAAGAGCAUUGGGAACAUAGAGACAGAGAGGUAUAUGUACAGGGAUCUCAUCUCUCCUUUUGGUGCCUUCUUUUUUUGUCCAUUUCUUUUUCCCCUUUAAUUGGUUCCCCUGCUCAAGAUUGGAGGGGCUUAUUUGUUUCUGCCCCCAUAGGUCAGCCCUUGUAUUGUUGCCCUUUCGUAUUAGGGGGUAGGUAUCAUUGUUAUGGCCAAAGGCUGUGGGAAAUUUUGUGAAUACUGGUCCUUCAUAUUUUCUUCAAACGGUCAUCAUGUAUCACACUGCCUUAGGAGCCUGUGCUAUUCUGUAAAUUGUUAGCUUGCAUUUAACACAACGAAAAAGAUACUUAAUGUGAUGUUUACCUGUA
Messenger RNA from Coffea arabica (coffee), 7011 nucleotides. Its product is annotated as chromatin modification-related protein EAF1 B. Gene Ontology annotation, cellular component: NuA4 histone acetyltransferase complex. The record is from RefSeq and is a predicted model, not a curated record. NCBI's taxonomy places the organism in Eukaryota, Viridiplantae, Streptophyta, Magnoliopsida, Gentianales, Rubiaceae.